This is a messenger RNA of Kwoniella shivajii, 1671 nucleotides long. RefSeq lists its product as uncharacterized. NCBI's taxonomy places the organism in Eukaryota, Fungi, Basidiomycota, Tremellomycetes, Tremellales, Cryptococcaceae. The transcript is spliced from 8 exons. Gene Ontology annotation, cellular component: peroxisome; cytoplasm; mitochondrion. The record is from RefSeq and is a predicted model, not a curated record. Gene Ontology annotation, biological process: response to hydrogen peroxide; hydrogen peroxide catabolic process. Gene Ontology annotation, molecular function: catalase activity; heme binding. Bases 1 to 1671 code for a protein of 556 amino acids.
AUGUCCAGUAAACAAGCUAAAUCGUCCAGCGGUCAAACCGACAUGGCAAGGGAUUAUGAGGUAGAUCGACAAGCUAAAUCUGAAGAAACUGUAUAUACUACAUCGAACGGAUGUCCUGUUCCUCACCCAUAUGCGACCCAAAGGGCUGGAGUGAAUGGACCGUUACUUUUACAAGAUUUCCAUUUGAUCGACUUACUCUCCCAUUUCGAUCGAGAGAGAAUCCCAGAAAGAGUAGUCCAUGCCAAGGGAAGUGGUGCACAUGGUAUCUGGGAGUGUACCGAUGGGUUGGAGGAUCUUUGUAUGGCAGAUAUGUUCAAAAAGGGAGCUGAAUGUCCCUUGACUAUCCGUUUCUCAACUGUUGGAGGUGAAUCGGGAUCUUCAGAUCUUGCCAGAGAUCCUCGUGGUUUCUCGAUCAAGUUCAAGACCGGAGAAGGAAACUGGGAUUUCGUAGCCAACAAUACACCCGUGUUCUUUUUGAGAGACCCGGCAAAAUUCCCACAUUUCAUUCACACUCAAAAGAGACAUCCCGCAACUCAUUUGAGCGGCGCAGAUGAUUCCACCAUGUUCUGGGAUUACUUGAGUCAAAACCCAGAGUCCAUUCACCAGGUUAUGAUUCUCAUGGGUGAUCGGGGAAUUCCACAAGGAUGGAGACACAUGCACGGUUAUUACGGUCAUACUCUCAAAAUAGUCAACAAAAACGGUGAUUGGGUUUAUGCACAAUUCCAUGUUAUCUCUAAUCAAGGUAUCAAGACUUUCACAGAGGAAGAAGCUGCAAAAUUGUCUAAUGACUAUGGACAAAAGGACCUCUAUGAGGCGAUUGAAAAGGGUGAUCACCCAAGCUGGACUAUGAAAGUACAAACCAUGACCGCUAAAGAAGCAGAGGAUUUAUGGGAAAACCAAAAGAUUAACGUUUUUGACUUGACACACACAUGGCCACAAAAACAAUUCCCUCUCAGAACUAUCGGGAAAAUCACAUUGAACGAGAAUGCUAAAAACUACUUCGCCGAGAUAGAGCAGGCAGCGUACAACCCUGCACAUAUGGUGCCCGGUGUUGAGCCCUCCGCCGAUCCUGUACUUCAAUCAAGACUCUUUUCAUAUCCAGACGCUCACAGACACCGUAUCGGAGCCAAUUAUCAACAGCUGCCAGUGAAUGCACCUGUAUGUCCGUUCAGAAUGGCGAAUUUCCAACGAGACGGCCAAAUGGCAUUUUUCAACCAAGGCUCAAGACCGGCCUAUCUCUCUUCUAUCGAACCUAUCCAGUUCAAAGAAAGAGCGUACGAUUUGAACAAGGUUCAUGGUAAAUUCGUUGGAGAAGCAGUCUCCUUCUUGAGUGAAAUCAGACCUGAAGAUUUCAAUGCCCCUCGAAAAUUGUGGCAAGAUGUUUUCAGUGCGGAAUCAAAAGAGAGAUUCAUCCAAUCAGUCUCAGGUCACAUGAGUAGAUGUUCAGACAAAGAGAUCCUUAAAAGACAGAUCGCUAUCUUCAGAGAAGUCAGCCCAGAUAUUGCAGAAGGUUUGGAAAAAGCCACAGGCAUCAAAGGUUACGAAGGUAUCACGAAUAUGGGAUUCAAUGGUACACACAACGGUAUGGCCGAUAAAAAGAUUCCUGCCAACGGAAUGACUAUGGACAGCGAGGUAGUUUUCGAUAACGGAGCUCCAAGAUCUCAUCUCUAG